Molecule: messenger RNA, 1844 nt
Organism: Zerene cesonia (dogface butterfly)
Lineage: Eukaryota; Metazoa; Arthropoda; Insecta; Lepidoptera; Pieridae
Product: transmembrane and ubiquitin-like domain-containing protein 1
Exons: 9
Coding region: 360-1532 (390 amino acids)
Molecular function (GO): protein binding
Source: RefSeq, a predicted model, not a curated record
GACAUUCGAUGGAAAGUAUUUGACAUUUUUUGCUGGAAACUAAUUUUCCUUGCGAAUUAUAGUAACAUAUAGAAAUUUCAAUAUCAUAGGAUUUCAAAUAUUGCAGGAUAAAAAGAUUUGAAUGUAAUGUCUUAUUAAAAACCUUUUAUUAAACGGCAUUAAAAGUGUUACAGAAAGAAAGGUUCGAGUUUUGACAUACCUAGUUGUGUAAAGUAUAAACACUGGGGUAUUUAUUUUGAAGUUUGAAAUCAACAUAUAUCGUAUUUUCAGCUGGCAUCAGAAUGUUUGUCUAUUUUACUUGGCACCUCAUUUGAUUUUGUUGUUAUUGAAUAAUACUGGAGACUAAAAGUGAGAUCACAAUGACUUUAAUUGAGGGUGUUGGUGAUGAGGUUAUACAGUUUAUGAUAACAGUGUUAGUAAUAGUCAUUGCUUCAUUGGCAUGGUGGUCGACUAAUUCCCGACCAGAUCGAUAUAGAACAGUUUUGCUAAUGAGAUCUCGACCAACCCAUCCGGUUACAGUCAGUAUAAGAACAAGAUCAAUUUUGCCUAGUCCUAGUCUACCAGUAAAUAACACUCCACCAGCACCUGCUCCGGAACCAAUAGCAAGCAGUUCCACCACACCAAAUAACAGCAGUGGGAAUAGAGUGAUUCCCAUACAAGAGAUGGAUAGUAUUGUGGAUGCGGACAUGGCUAUGUUGGACAAUAACCGCCUACAUUUCUAUAGACUGAUAGAUGCACCAACUACCUCACAAACAUCAACAGAGUCCUCAACUGUAGAGGCAGAGAGCCAAGAAGAAAUGGAGCCGGCAAGUGAGGCUCAGAUCCGAGAAAUGGAUAGCAUUGUUAGUGCUAUGGAAGCUGAUAUGACUGUGCAUAAUGAGAGAAAUACAACAGAAACAUCCACAAGCAGUAUGAAAAAAGAGGAGAGUUCACAAAAUACAGCUGAAGUUACUGCACCUGAAGGCCCGAGUAGUUCUACUAGUGACGCAGCAGAAACAAAGCAUUCAAACAAGAUUUUAAUCAAGCUAAAAUACCUUAAUGAUACUUUAAAAGAAGUGGAAGGGAGUCUUGAUGAGCUUUUGAAAGAUUUCAAAUGGCGUCACUUCGCCGCUGAGCUAUCGUCCGAGAGCCGAGUGCGUCUCAUCUUCAACGGGCGCGUGCUGGUGGACGAGGCGGCGACGCUGCGCGCGUGCGGGCUGCACCACCGCGCCGUCGUGCACUGCCUCGUGCACCCGAAGCGCGCGCAGCAACAGCGGCAAGCAGAACCAGCUGCGGCAACUCACGAGCUGAUAACAGAGGCUCCAGCCGCCGAACGAACUUGGGACCUGGAAAACAUUCUCAUGACCCUCGUCAGUGUUGCCCUCACCGUUGUGUGGUUCUUCAGAUGUGAAUAUUCAAACAUGUUUACCGCAAGCGCAAGCGUAGCACUGUUCGGGCUGACCGUGUUCUACAGUGUUGCUAUCUUUGGCCUCUAUUUGUCAGAUACAUUCCAUUUCGACCGACGACCGCCACAGCAAAUACCUAAUAACUGAAUUACCGUCAUCAUUCUAAUAUUCAACCAUAGUGUCAAUGAAUUAGCGGGAUAGAAAGUUUUGAGUGACAGUCGUUUUCAUAGAAAUUUCAAAUUUAUGAAAAUAAAGUGAUAUUUAUUGUACCUUCGAAACAGUGUUGCUAUUCUAGAGAGAGAUUUGAAAUAUUCAUAUAAAGAAUUGUUAUGUUUUUCAUUUUAAUACCAUGUUUGAAAAUUUUCUAAAUAAGCAUCGAUUUACGGUUUUUUGCACACGGCUAAUUAUUAUAAUUUUAAUAUUAAUGAAAUACAUUUUUGAGUGUAAUACUUUAUUAUA